Molecule: messenger RNA, 1641 nt
Organism: Dendrobium catenatum
Lineage: Eukaryota; Viridiplantae; Streptophyta; Magnoliopsida; Asparagales; Orchidaceae
Exons: 11
Coding region: 16-1530 (504 amino acids)
Biological process (GO): starch metabolic process; regulation of starch metabolic process
Cellular component (GO): chloroplast stroma; starch grain
Molecular function (GO): starch binding
Source: RefSeq, a predicted model, not a curated record
GCGGGCCGGGCCUACAUGGGCUCCCACCGGGCUCAGUCAUGGGCCGCCACAAUUCAUCAUAGAUUUGUCGAUCUCAUCCGCGCCGUUGCUUUCCCGCUUCAGUCUCUCUUCUCCAUCGCCCAGCCUCCGGAAAUUGUUUCUAUAAAAUACCUCCGACACUCCGCUGUUCGCUGUCGGACCUCGUCGGCUCCAUUCUCCGUUAGGUUUGUAGGAUUUGGACUCUGGACUUUGGGUCGGAUAAUGGCUGCGAGCUCCAGAGGCUUUGCGCCGCAGCCAUUAGGCUUUAGAAUUAGGAGGGUGAGAGCUUUCCCUCCGCUGCAAGGCCCGCGAACGCUAGAGUUACGAAGAAGGAAAGUUCAAGAAGGGAUCCUAUACUGUUGCUCGGACUCGGAGAUUCGCAAACUUACGCAGCGGAAGAGCCCUGCCGAUACGCUCGAGGAGUGGCGACGGAUGGAGCUGAAGAACAGCCCCAGGAGAUUCCGGGCGAGAGCUAUGCCGGCCACGCCCUUAUCUUUCGCAAGGUCGAAAGGGCUUUCUAAGCAGAAAGACUUUUAUCCUCGAUGCAACAACCCAAAGAACAAUGCUCCUCAAUCUCGUGAUACUCCACCUGAAAGAGACACUGGUAUUGGUAGUGAAAAGGAUUGGGGAAUCAACUUGUUGGAUGAGCAUGUUAAUGAAUCUGGCAUUAAUCAGGAUGGUAGUACAUGGUAUCAAGAAAGUGGAGAAGAACGUGGAGAUAAUGGCUACAAGUGCCGAUGGAACAAAAUGGGCGGCCAAUCUCAUGACGGUUCUUCAGAAUGGAAAGAAAAUUGGUGGGAGAAAAGUGAUUGGACUGGAUACAAAGAAUUAGGUGCAGAGAAAUCUGGAAAAAAUGCUGAUGGAGAUUCAUGGUGGGAGACAUGGCAAGAAGUUCUCUACCAAGAUGAAUGGAGUAAUCUUGCAAGGAUAGAGAGAAGUGCUCAGAAGCAAGCAAAAUCUGGUUCAGAAAAUGCUGAAUGGUAUGAGAAUUGGUGGGAAAAAUAUGAUGCUAAAGGUUGGACAAAAAAAGGAGCUUACAAGCAUGGAACCCUUAAUGAUCAAUCAUGGUGGGAAAAGUGGGGGGAAGAAUAUGAUGGCAGAGGAUCAGUAAACAAAUGGACUGAUAAAUGGGCAGCUCAAGCUAACCUAGGCACCAAAUGGGGAGACAAGUGGGAGGAAAACUUUUUUUCGGGCAUAGGGUCUCGCCAUGGGGAAACAUGGCAUCUAUCUCCUACUGGUGAACGUUGGUCAAGAACCUGGGGUGAAGAACACUUUGGAAAUGGGAAGGUGCACAAAUACGGCAAGAGCACAACAAGGGAAAGCUGGGAUAUUGUGGUGGAUGAAGAUACCUACUACGAGUCCGAGCCUCAUUAUGGAUGGGCAGAUGUUGUGCGUGAUUCAACUCAGUUGCUAUCCAUAAAGCCUUUGGAAAGACCACCUGGAGUGUUUCCUGAUAUGGAUUUUGGGUCAUCACCUCCAAGGCCACCUGGUCCACCCUCCACCGGUUCAUAGAGUCCCUGCAUUUUUUUUUUUAAUUUGAUUUCAAUUUUGUGAUGAAAGACUCGUAUUGUUUUAGGGGUUAGAAUGAACUUUUUUAUGAUAUUUCAUUCAUAUGUUCAUUUA